AAGCUGACCGACCCUGCUGGUGUAAGAGCUACAGUCGUGAGUAGUACAACUGUACGUGCGCCCCGCCCGUGCGUGUUGUGUUGGUUGGUUGCGAGGUGGCGACGUUACUAGCUACGUAAGUUAAUAGAUCGAUGGACUCGAUAAUGGAGCGGCCUAUGAUGGACGUCGCGGCGGGGAGCACGACAGGGAUAGGGCGGAGCAAGUCGGACCAGCUAGCGUCGGCAUCGGCGGCGUCGCCGUGCCCGGGCGGCGACCUGGCGGCGACCCAUUCGCGCAAGUCCAGCUUCGGGAACAAGCGGUCGGCUUCUGGGGGAGCCGGCGCCGGGGGGAGCAGCCACGGGCACGGGCAGAGCCACAUCCGGAAGUCCCGGAGCGCGCAGCUGAAGUUUGACGUGGAGGAGCUGGUGAGCAGCGGCGCCGCGCUCAGCCGCGCCUCCAGCGCCAGCCUCGGCUUCUCCUUCACCUUCACCGGCUUCACCCCGCCUCCCGCCCACAGCGUCUCCUCAGAGCUCGCCCCCUUCAGCGACGACGACCUGCACGCGAUCGACAUCGAGGCCAGCACGCGGCGCAAGAAGCUCAUGACGGAGCCGACCUUGCCGAUAUACCUCAAGUUUGCGGAGGUGAAGUUCAGCGUGGCGGUGAAGGGGACGCCGAGGGAGAUACUGGGCGGGAUAUCCGGGUCGGCGUGCCCCGGCGAGGUGCUGGCGCUCAUGGGGCCCUCCGGCAGCGGCAAGACCACGCUGCUCAGCAUGCUCGGCGGCAGGCCCACCGGCGCCGGCGCCGCCGAGGGCUGCGUCUCCUACAACGACGAGCCCUUCGGCAAGUCCCUCAAGCGCAGGAUAGGGUUUGUGACUCAAGAUGAUGUUCUCUUUACUCAUCUGACCGUGAAGGAGACAUUGACUUACGCAGCAUUACUGCGUCUCCCAAGAACAAUGACAAGGCAACAGAAGAGAGAGCGUGCAAUGGACAUCAUAUAUGAACUUGGCCUCGAAAGGUGCCAGGACACUAUGAUUGGAGGAUCUUUUGUGCGUGGGGUUUCAGGGGGUGAAAGGAAAAGAGUUUGCAUUGGAAAUGAGAUUAUUAUCAACCCAUCUUUGCUUUUUCUUGAUGAGCCGACAUCUGGAUUGGAUUCCACUACUGCUCUUAGGAUAGUUCAACUUCUACAUGACAUAGCUGAGACUGGGAAGACGGUGAUGACCACCAUUCAUCAACCAUCCAGCAGGCUUUUUCAUAAGUUUGACAAACUUAUCCUCCUGGGGAAAGGAAGUUUGCUCUACUUUGGGAAGACAUCUGAAGCCAUGCCCUACUUUCAGUCCAUCGGAUGCAGCCCGCUUAUAGCCAUGAACCCAGCAGAGUUUCUAUUGGAUCUUGCCAAUGGAAACACCAAUGAUAUUUCUGUUCCUUCUGAAUUAGAUGACAAGGUUCACAUGGAAAAUCAAAAUCUGCAGAAUACUAAUUCCAAAACUGACUACCGGCCAUCAGCACAAGAUGUUCAUGAGUAUCUUGUUGACGCCUAUGAGAGUCGAGUGGCAUAUAAGGAGAAGAAGAAGCUUCUAGAACCGCUCCCAAUCAGUGAUGAUAUGAAGACAAUAAUAACAUCUUCAAAGCGAGAGUGGGGCACAAGCUGGUGGCAGCAAUAUUCCAUCCUCUUCUGUAGAGGUCUCAAGGAAAGACGGCAUGAUUAUUUGAGCUGGAUGAGGAUCACCCAGGUCAUAGCUACAUCGAUUAUCUUAGGUUUGCUGUGGUGGCGCUCUGAUCCCACCACACCAAAAGGGCUACAGGAUCAGGCAGGCUUACUGUUUUUCAUAGCUGUGUUUUGGGGUUUCUUUCCUGUGUUUACUGCCAUCUUCACAUUCCCUCAAGAGAGGGCAAUGUUGAACAAGGAGCGUGCUGCUGACAUGUACAAGCUCAGUGCAUACUUCUUGGCCCGAACGACAAGUGAUCUGCCGCUAGACCUUUUCCUCCCAGUCAUAUUUAUGGUGAUUGUCUACUUCAUGGCAGGCCUCAAAGCAAGUGCCACACAUUUCUUUCUUAGCAUGUUGACUGUCUUUCUCAGCAUCAUUGCUGCUCAGGGACUAGGACUAGCAAUUGGUGCUACCCUCUUGGACAUCAAGAAGGCAACAACUCUAGCUUCAGUCACAGUCAUGACAUUCAUGCUAGCAGGAGGGUUCUUUGUAAAGAGAGUUCCACCAUUCAUAUCGUGGCUCCGGUACCUGUCCUUCAACUACCACACGUACAGGCUGCUGCUCAAGGUGCAGUACGAUCCCGUGCCGGACAUCCUGAUGACCUCUGUACCUCUCGACAACGGCCAGACAGAGGUCGGAGCCCUGGUUGUGAUGAUCAUCGGGUACCGGGUGCUGGCCUACCUGUCCCUCAGACGAGUGAAGUCUUCGAGCAGCUAGCAGGUCAAGCGCUGUUAGCAGCUACCUGUCCCUCAGACGAGUGAACUGGAGUCUGGAGGGACGCAGGAAUUGACACUCCUAGUUCUUACUGUCUGUUUUGCAUGUAGAGAGCUCUAAUAUAUUUGCACCAUGGAAAAGAUGGAUCUUUUUUUGUUACUGUUCCGUCUUUCUGCUAAGGUCAGAGGCUCAGAGCGCCAACAAUGUGCUAUCUGUUGUUGCUAGGUAACUCAUGGGACAGAUUAAUGUGAACGUUGAGCAAGAAAUAGUAGCAAGUGCGAGCCAAAAACAGUCCUAUAUGUGUUGACAGUGCAUGCUAAUUUCAAGUGUAUUGGACAGUAACAGCGAAAAUAGAUUGCAUACAUC
Molecule: messenger RNA, 2765 nt
Organism: Brachypodium distachyon (stiff brome)
Lineage: Eukaryota; Viridiplantae; Streptophyta; Magnoliopsida; Poales; Poaceae
Product: ABC transporter G family member 22
Exons: 10
Coding region: 132-2402 (756 amino acids)
Cellular component (GO): membrane
Molecular function (GO): ABC-type transporter activity; ATP binding; ATP hydrolysis activity
Source: RefSeq, a predicted model, not a curated record